UCAAUGCACAACGACUUCGUAGCAUCUGUCAUACUCUUCUUGCAUUCCAUGAAUCAUUUCGACGACAUGUUCUAUGUAAGAGUGAUGUUGCUCUAAAAGAACCAACACCCAAUUCGAGACAAAUGGCUAUGGCAUUGGAAUUCUAUUUACAAAUCGAUGUGGAUUUAUUCUAUAUGAAAACUUGUUCGUUUCGAGGAGCUCAACCUCCAUCUAAUAUAGAAGGUCUAUUUUGUGGAAGAGAUGAACCUCAAGCAAGAUAUUCAUUGGUUCCAUGUGAUAAUCUUUUUUGUCAAUGUUGUCUUCCAUUAAAUACUUACAAGAAAAGUCAACCAUGGUCAAUUGUUAAUUUUGCUUCAAGUUCAAUGCAUCGAUUUCUCAAUGGUUAUACUACCUAUCUCAAUUGUCCAGUAACAUGUACUACAUCGAAUAUAAUUUAUGCCAUGACAUGUCCAUGUGGUCAUUAUGAUUAUAUUGAUUCAACAGCAAAAACAUUGGCUGAUGUUAUGGCUUAUCAUCGAGAACAUGGCAAUCGAAUUAUACAUGAAAAAUUAACUGGUAGUCCUCUAUUUCGAGGAUCACAAAUCGAUCCUAAUGAAAGAGAAAAAGAAAUGGCUAAUCAAAUGCGUCUCUAUCAACAUUCAGCUCGUUGUCCAGCAGUACUUCAUUCAUUUCUUGAUUGUAAUCCUAUGUAUUGGUGUUUUAUUCCUCUACCUUGGGAUGAAGCAGUAACAGAAAAUGUUGCUAAUCGUCCAGGAAAUUCUACUACAGAUCCCAAUCUGGAUGCUGUGAUAGCAAC
Molecule: messenger RNA, 796 nt
Organism: Rotaria sordida
Lineage: Eukaryota; Metazoa; Rotifera; Eurotatoria; Philodinida; Philodinidae
Source: the annotation of a GenBank genome assembly